GGGCCCCCCGGCCGCUGUUGUGGGGGCCCGUCGUGCCAGGCGCUGCCCGGGCUGAGAUGGGGGGGCCCAUCGUGCCAGGCGCUGCACAGACUCGGUCCCAGGCACUUUCCCUGCCAUGAAGAGCUCCGGGUCUGACCCGGCCAAGGCAGCUCAUUCUCCCGCACGUGACUGGAGGGGAAACUGAGUCCACGGAGAGGCCAGGACUUCCCACAGGCGCGGAGAGAGACCGGCCGGAAAGCCAUGCUGUCAGCACAGGAAGCCAGUCUCCCGCAGCGGAAGUAAAGGAGGCGAAGCAGCCUGGACAGCCCCGGCCCCUCCUGUCACCCGAGGAAGCCAGCAACGCGGAACGAGCCGCCCAGAAGGAGAAGCUCCAUGCAGAACUGAAGCGGGUCUUGCAGCGGAAAGGCGAGAGCCAGCCCAGCACCACGGAGCCAGAGACGCCGCCCGCCCCCGCCAUGGAGACCCAGACCAGGGUGACGGAGGAGGAAGCGAAGAUGUCGGAGCUGGUGGAGAUCAUCCUGGAGACGGAGGCCAGGGCUGGGGCCAGCGGGAUCAGCGUGGCUGGCGGGGGCAAGGAGGGGCUCUUCGUCUCCGACGUGCUGAGGGAGUCCCCCGCGGCCAAGGCCCUGAGCCUCAAAGAAGGUGACCAGCUCCUGAGCGCCAGGGUUUUCUUUGAGAACGUCCGGUACGAAGAUGCCCUGAGGAUCCUGAAAUGCGCGGAGCCGUACAAGGUCUCCUUCUGCCUGAAACGCUCCGUUCCCCGCUCGGAUGUCCCCGGGAGCCCUGCAGCCGGUGGCCUGGAAGUGAAGGGACCCCAGGCGAAGAUGGCCAAGCUGAACAUAAAGAGCCUGGUGCCCAUGAGAAAGCAGAAGGGGAAGGGCUUGACGAAGGCCCCGGAGGAGGAGGUGGCCCUGACGGGCAGCGCGGAGCUGUCGGCGGGGAAGCUGGACGUGGCUCCUGUGGACGUGGAAUUCUCCUUUCCCAAGUUCGCCAAGCUAAGGAAGGCCAAGGGCGCGGCCGGGCCCAGCCCAGACCUCUCCGCUGAGCUCUCCUCUUCGCGCACCAAGGGGAGGAGGCUCAGGUUCCCCAGGCUGAAGGUGAAGGAGGCUGCAGGCGUGCAGGCGUUGGCUGUGGCAGGGACACUGGAAGCAGCCUGGCCCAAGGGGCGCGUGGAAGGGGAGGCAGGUGUCCAGGGGAAGGCUCCCCAGUUCACAGCCCCAUUCCCCAAGGUGAAAAAGCCCAAGGAGGAUGCUGGGCUUGCGGAGGUUGAGCUCAAGGACCAAAUCAAGUUCAAGGCCCCCGAGGUUGAACUGGACAUUCCCAUCCUUGAUCUCAAAGCCCCCAAAGUUGCAGCUGGAGUGGAGAUCCCGGAGAUCUCGGGCAAAGGGGAGGCCUUGCGGAUCAAGCUGCCGAAGUUCGGGGCAUCCGCCAGGCCUGCGGAGGGGGAAAUCGAGGUGGAGGGACUGGAGGGGAAGCUGAAGGUGCCCAAAGUCCAAGUGCCCCGGGUUGGGAUUUCUCUGCCGAUGGCAGGCAGGGAAGCAGAGGGGCCAGAGGAAGAGCUCAGAGCUGGCAUCAAACUCCCCUCGGUGGAAAUAGCAGCACCCAAAGUAGAGGUGGAUUUGAGCCUUCCCAAAGUGGAAGGAGCCCUGGAAGCCCCAGACGUCAGUGCCAAAGGGGAGGGCUUGAAAAUAAAAAUGACCAAGUUUGGCGCAUCUACAGAGGAAGGCACACUGAAAACGCCUGCCAUCCCGGCCCCCAAGCUCAGCACCUCUCUGCCCAGCGACAAAGGGGAGGCCGAGGGGCCAGCCGGGAGGUACAAAGCUGGCAUGAAGCUCCCAUCCCUUAACAUAGGGGUGCGGCAGGUGGACGUUGAGAUCCCCCUUCCCAGGGGGAAGGCAGAUGCAGAACGGGAAGCAGAGCCUGCUGAAGCCACACUGGAGCUCCCCGACGUGACUGUGAAGAUCCCCAAGAUCAGCCUGCCCACGCAUGGGGGCAAAGCCAAAGAGGAGGAGGAGGCAGAGAAGGAGUUCAAGGUGCCCCAGGUGGAAAUAAAAGUGGGGAAGGCAGAGGGGGAGAGCCCCGAGUUGAAGACAAAAGGUCCCAAGAUUAAGAUGCCGAGCUUUGGAAUCUCCCUGUGGGAACACAAGCCCGAUGCGGACACCAAAGCGAAAGAGCCUGCCCCCGAAGGGAAGGUGAAAUUCCCUGGGGUGAAGAUGCCCUCCAUCGACAUCUCUGUCCCCAAAGCUGCCGACGUGCAGCUGCCUAAAGCGAAGAUGGAACCAGCUGGGCUAGCUGGUGAGGGGAGGGUGAAAGCCUCUGACGGGGAUGGUGCUGAGGGUCCUGAGUUCAAAUUCAAAAUGCCACAGGUGUCGCUUCCAAAAUUUGACCUCUCUGGCAUGGCCGGGAAAGCCGAGAGCAAGGACCACGUGCCUUCGCCCAAAGCCCCACACCUGGAGGCCGAUAUUGGGCGCCUGGAAAUCGCGGCUGGGAAGAUAAGUGUGCCCACGCUGGAUAUCUCUGUGCCGGGGAUUAAGCUGGUUGACGUGGAGCUGCCAGAGGCCUCUUUGCGAAAGCCUGAGCUUGAGAUAGCUGUCGAGAAGCCGAAGAUUGAGGUGAGGCUGCCCGCGGGGAAACCUGAGGGGAGGAAGCUGGAGUCAGGGCUGGAAACGGCCCAAGCCAGGCUGAGUUUCCCGUCGGUGAAGAUGCCGUCGGUGGACAUCGACAUGCCCAAAGUAGGCGUUGACCUGGACCUGCCGAAGGCAAAGCCUGGCUUCGAGGGGGAGCUCAGGGCAGCGGCAGGCCUGAAGGAACAUGACCUCCAGCUGCAAAAGCCCCAGGAGCCUCUCCUGAAGUUCGGGGCUGUCUGCAAGGACUUGGAGGUGGAGAUCGAUGUGCCGGCUCCCAAAGCCAAGGCUGACCGCCCCACGCCACAAACAGAGGUUGAGCUCCAGGGUGCAGCCUUUGAAGGCCCAGAUCUAAGUGGGAUGGUGGCGAAGAUCCCCAAGGUGGAUAUUUCGUUUGGGAAAGAGAAGCUGGAGGGUGAGGAACUGGAGAGAGCGGGGCUGGAAGGGAAGGGCAAAGCGGAUAUGAAGUUCCCAAAGGUCGGCCUAGAACUCAAAAGCCCCGAAGUGAAGCCCGGGAGCCUGGAGGCCACAGUGAAGCUGCCCUCCGUUGAAAUUUCAACACCUAAGCUCCCCGAGGUGGCCAUCGAGACCCUGCUGGGGGGAACAGCCGCUGUCGACAUCAGCGGAAAACUGCUGGAGACUGAUACCAAGCUGAAAUCGCCCAAAUUCUCUUUCCCCAAAUUUGGCAUCUCUGGCCCAAAGGUUAAGAAAGGAGGCCUGGAGGCUGCCACGCUACAAACUGAGCUGGAGGCGGAAACCCUGGAAGCAAGUGCCAAAGGGCCUAAGCUGAAGAUGCCAAAAUUUGGGCUCUCGUUCUCCAGGUCGAAGCAGGGGGACGACGUGGAUGGGCCCAGGCACUCUGCGGAGGGAGAGGGGAAGGCUCCCAAGGGGAAGGUGGAGAUCUCAGGGCCUCACGUCGACUUGGACUCCUCCGAAGCCAAAGUGAAGCUGCCUUCAGUGAAACUUCCCACAGUUGACAUCUCCAGCCCCAAAGUGGAUGUGGACAUUGACUUGCCCAAGGGAAAGGGGGACAUCUCAGGGGAAGGGGUCACACAGGCUGGGGAAACAUCACCUAACAUCAGCAUCGAGGUCCCAGACAUUAAGCUGAAGAUGCCAAAAUUUUCACUGCCAAAAUUUGGGGGCCAGGGCAGGGAGGAGGAGCUGGAACUGGAACAAGAGACCCUCAAGGGGGAAUUGAAAGGGAGCGCUGAGGCCUUGUCCGGAGAGCUGGAUGGGAAAGCAAAGGGCAAGGAGGCCAAGAUGAAGAUGCCCAGGUUCAAAAUGCCAUCAUUUGGCAUUGCCAGGAAGGAUGUGGAGGUGCCUGGGCCCAGUGUGACAGCUCCUGAGAGUGACGUGAAAGGCAAGAAGGGGAAAACAGCUGCCAAAGAGCCCGACAUGGCUGCUGGGAGCCCAGAGGAGAAGCUAAAAGGCCCCUUCAUGAAGAUGCCAAAACUGACGAUCUCUUCUCCCAAGGCUGACCUGAAAGCAGAAGCUGAUGUGAGAGGCUCCAAAGAUGAAAGUUAUAUCCAAGGCCCUGACAUAGAAAUUAAAAUGCCCCAGGUUGAGCUGCCAAAGUUUGGAACCAAAGAGGAGAAAGCUGAUGUGGAGGUGUCCAAGAGACCGGAAAGCCCUGGCACCAACCUAAAAGUGGGCACUGUUAAGAUGCCAUCACUAGAGAUCUCCGCACCUGCCCAAGUUCCUUCCUUGCAAAUCUCCGUUCCCGGUGUAAAAGCAGAAGGGGAGCUGUCGGUGGGAAAGCCAGUCAUGGACAUCUCCGAGGCUGACAUCAGGGGGUACGAAGGAAACCUGAAAAUCCCCAAAGCACCUUCCAUUGGCAUCUCUGCACCAAAGCUAGACUUGGAUAUCAACUUGCCGAAAGUCAGUGUGGAGAUGCUGGGCCAGCAUGAGGCUGGGCUGAAAAUAGAGGGGGAUGCCACCUUUGAGAAACCAGACACCAAAAUUAAGAUGCCCAAGGUGGAGCUGCCCAAAUAUGGGCAGGAGGGUUUCCUGGGGAAAGACUUGGAUAGAGAGCUAAGUGGUGCCAAGGCGGAGAUGCACCUCCUCCAAGGACAAAAGCUGAAAGAGCCUUCCAUAAACGGCCAGAAAGUCACCCUGGAGAUGGAAGGGGGCAAAUAUGCAGCUGGUGUUACUGAAGCCUCCCUGCUGGGUUCCAAGGUCCGGAUGCCCAAACUGGAUAUUUCCUUGCCCAAAGCCAGGCUGUCGGAGGUGGAGUUACCUCUGGCCGAGGGGGAGAUCACCAUCGAGGAACUGGAGGAAGCCGAGGGGAAAUUUAAGCUACCAUCGGUUGGGCUACCUAAAUUUUCUACCCCGAAGGUGAAAGCUCCAGAGGUGGGAUUUGAUGUUGGCUUAAGCAGAGAUCGAGACUUUGCUCUGGACAUGUCAGGGCUGCACGGGAAGGUGCCCAAAGUCGAAGUGAGUGGCCCAAAGAUUAAGCUGCCUAAAUUCGGGGGAGUCAGUUCUAAUGACCAAUGGGAGGCAGAUACAGACUCAUCCAAGACCCCCAAGGUGGAGCUUAACCCCCCCAAACUCCGGGGGAGCCUCGAGACCCCAGGCAGCGAAGUGGGGGUGAAAGAGGCCAAGCUCAAAAUGCCAUUGGUUCCCAUUGGCUUCACCGUGGGCAAGGGAGAGGGGGAGAGCUCCCCCAGGGCAGAGGACUCUGAGAUGGAUGGUUACGACAGCAAGUUCAAACUGAAGAUGCCCUCAUUCGGGAUUUCCAAAGUUGGCACAGAGGCCAAGGGGGACGAGUCCAGGACGGACACCCAGCCCCUCUGCCCCACAGCAGAGGGAACGGACUUCUCCUUUAAAAUGCCCCAGCUUGCCAUUCCGGACGUGGGGUUCUCGGCAGGCCCAGGGGAAGCUCCAGCUUUGGUGGGGGGGAAAGCCGAGAUGGGUGGAGACGCCAGGGCCAGGGUCGAGAAAUCGGCAGGUGCUGAAGAUCUGGAGCGGGACGCGGGAGGGUUAGAGAUCAGGCUCAAGAUGCCCCAAAUCAAGAUGUCGCCAUUCGGGAUUUCAGGAUCCAACGGGGAUGAGGGGAAUAUGACGGCAUCUCUCCAUAGCCACAAGGGGUCAGACAGGGAGCAGAUGGGGGGGAAGAAAUCCCUGUUCAAAAUGCCGGACCUGGAGAUCUCCGCCCCGAGCAUCAAGGCGCACGCAGAGUAUGAAGUUGACGGGGCUCAGCUCCACCACAGUGACUCCAAAGAGCUGCCGAGAACCAGGGCCGCUGGCAUCCGAGAUGAGAAGGGUGGUGGCGUCAAGGCUCCAGGAGCGAAGGGGGACACUUCUGAAGCCGAGGCAGGGAAGAAGUAUAAAAUGAAGCUGCCCAAGUUUGGGAUCGCCCUGCCCAAAGCCACCCAGGAAGGAGGAGAAGGGGACCUUUCUAGGGAGGAAAGCAAGGCCCAGGAGGCUGAAGCCAAGGUGAAGAUGGCCAAGGUGAAGAAGGCGGUAUUUGUGCUGGUGAAGCCCAAGGGGAAGGGGGUGGAAGCAUCCUCUGGGCUCUUGGAAGGAGAUGGCGAAGCUGCUGCUGGCUUCUUGGAAGGGGAUGGGGGCAGCAAGGCGAAGGUGCCUAAAAUAAAGCUGAAGCCCAACUUUGGGCUCUCCCUCUCCAAACCCAAAGCUGGGGUGGAAGUCAAUGGGGAGCUAGAGCCCCCGGCCCAGGAGGUAGGGGAGCUGGAGAAAGGCUCCAAGCUGAAGCUGCCCAAGCUGGGCUUCUCCAAGACGGAGGUCACGGACCUGGUCACCAGCGGGAAGGUGUCAGCAUCUAAGCUCAACGGGGAGGAGGGCGAACUUUCCCUGCAGAAUGGCUCCCAGGACAGCAAGGCAAAGCUGGGCAAGAUUAAGCUGCCCCAAGUUGAAUUCUCCUCCCCGUAUAAGGCGGCGGAGAUGGACCCUGAAAUGAACCUCAAGCUGGUGAGGGCAGAAGAGGCCAAGGAUGAGGCUCAUGGCAGCACCUUCAUGGCUCUCAAGGCGGCCAAGUUCAAGUCCCCCAAGAUCACGUUCUCAGGUUUCAAGAAGAAGGAAGGGGAACAAGCUGGGAACGUGGUCUCUUCAGCUGCCAGGACAGAGAUGGCCUUGUUGGAAAAGGGGGAGAGGGAUCGAGAUGCCAAGCCAGAGACAUCCAAGAUCUCGCUGGGCUUCACCUCCAAGUCGAAGGGGGAAUACAAUGUGGAGAGAGGCGAGCUGGAUGGCAGAGAGAAAUCCCCCAAGUUCAAGUUCCCCAAGCUGGCCCUGAGCCCCAAAACCAGAGGGGAGCUAGAAGUCACUUCCGAGCAGCUGGAGAGAGGGGGCUCCUCCCAGUGGGAAGGAGAGAAGGGGACAGGGGUGCUGGAGGGAGUCAAGAUUCGGACGCCCAAGCUGGGUUUCUCCACUCAGCUGGAGGAGCAGAUCCCGGAGGAGGGAGUUAAGCCGAUCAAGGGCGAGAUGAUGGUGGGGAAAUCGUCCCCCAUCUGAGGCUGGGCUGGGGCAGGGAAAGCAGAGACUUGAACAGCCCCCCCCCCCCCCCCCCCCCCCCCCCCCCCCCCCGCGUUGGGAGUUUCGCAGGCUGGCAUCUGUACAGUUCUGUGCCUGUGUGUGACAGAUGCACUAACCACAAGAUGAGCUUUCAAGCCACAGCGUGGGCUGGGGGUGGAAAUGGGGCUAGGGGGGACCCAGCUGUUCUAAUAACCAGCCCCAGUGUGGGCUCUCCCCUGCUCUGACUCCUCCCUGAUGGGGGCCAAGUGGAUCUUCUUGGGGCAAGACUUUUUUAAAAAAAUUUUGUUGGAAAUAAUGUGAAUAAAUAACCAAGCUCCACUUAGUAUUUUUUACCGUUUUCCCAGUUUAAUAAACAGCCCCUUUGACCUGGUCCAGCUCAGGCCCGGUCCCCCCCAAGGCUCUGCCUCGCGUGGGGGCUCGCGGGCUCUGACUGCACUAAGGGGCUCCGAAUGAUUUGGGUUUUUUUAACUUAGGCUUUAACUCUGUUUCUCGGGGUGGCUGUUCCGUUCACACUUUUAAAUUAAGACGCUUGCAAACUAAUGGUCAGUAAGAUAACGGUAGGAGAUGAAAGCAGUCGUUUCUUUUCAACCGCAGACCAGUGCCUUCUUACUAGCAUAAUGCUAAGCUCAGAGAAAGGAGUCGAUUGGAAGAGGAAAGAUAAUGUGAAAUUUAAAACGCAGCUCACUCUGUACUGCGCAGCUUGUUCGUAUUCUAGUAACGGGGGUAAGGAAUUUCCAAGAAAGGAGCAAGGAAACGGCAGGGGGUCGACUCUGUUACACUGCUCCAGCGGUAGGAAGGGGCCUUCGUGGAAAUCGGGUUCCUGCGUUUUAAUGAGUGAUUCUAGAUGGGGAGAAAGCUGGGGUUUGAUCCCGUGAGCUCUGAAAAGCCUGGCCGGGCCAGCUCCACUCUGUUUACCCUGAAAUUCCUAACCUCUGGCUGCCCUUUUCAUCAACACAAAUAGCAGCUGAGUCCAAAGGGUUCCUCCUUGGAAGGUGGUUUAAAAAUAACUGGUGUGUUCUCUCCCAGCGUGGGAGCAAAGAAGAGCCUUCUCAGGCAGGGCAGGGCUGUUGAAACUGCUACGGGUUGUGGAUUUAUCACAGGUUCCCACACCCAGCCCCACUGGUGGGGCUCUGUUAACCAAAGCAAAGAGGAGACAUUUCCCUUGGGCAGGGGGACGGUCAGGGUUGCAACAGGCCAUGGUCUCAGACCCCUCACUUGUUUUUUGAGCACCUUCCAAAUAGGAAAGAGACCAGGAACCUCUGCUGAUGACUGGAAAGGCCUCCAUGAGACAUGCUUAGAGCCAAGGGCCAAUGAGCCGUCACACUCCUGUCGUCUGUAGUCCCCUCUUAGCCACCGCUGCAUGUGUGAUCUCCGGAGAGCCCCUCCCCAGCAUUAUUACUGGGGAGAUCAGGACUGUCCCGGCCCUAAAGAGCUUGCAAUUUACAUGGAUGAGACAGUUAGAGAGAGGCUGAUUAUCCAUACUUCAGGCCCAGAGAGAUGCAGUGACUUGCCCAAGGUCUCCCAGGGAGUCAGUGGCAGAGCUGGGAAAUGAACCCAGGUGUUCUGAGGCCUAGAACAGUGCCUUACUCACACAAUUGUGCCCUUCCCCUACAGCACAAUCCCAUCCCAGUGCCUCGGUCAGCCCAGGGGAACAAACAGGGAGCUCAUUAAACAUCAUGGGGCUUUGAAUGUUCCUAUUUACAUUUUCCCCAAAAGAAAGGAUUGAAUACGCCCCCCACUGGUAGUUUGAUUUCUAGCUGUUGUCUUUGUGGGGGUGGGAGUCUGUCCAGAAAUUCCUCUGUUUGCUUCUGGGGGCAAAUGUGUACAUACAGUAGACCCUCAGAGUUACGAACACCGCAGGAAUGGAGGUUGUUCGUAAUGCUGAACAAAAUGUUAAGGUUCUUUCAAAAGUUUACAACUGAAUGUUGACUUAAUACAGCUUUGAAAUUUUUCUAUGCAGAAGAAAAGAGGGUUUAAAGCAGCAUUUAAUUUAAAUGUACCAAGCACAGAAACAGUUUCCUUGUCAAACUUCCCCUUUAUUUUUUUGGUAGUUUACAUUUAACACCGUACUGUACUGUACAGUAUUUGCUGGUUUUUGGUCUCUGCUGCCUGAUUGCGUGCUUCCCCAUGAGGUGUGUGGCUGACUGGUCAGCGUGUAACUCUGGUGUUCGUAACUCUGAGGUUCUACUGUAGAUUCUAUUGCUUAACGAAGCCAUAACCCACCUGAGCCUCGGUGUUCCGGCAGCAGAUUUAGCUUGUAUUUAACGGGAGCGAUUGCAGUCCAUGGGUGGGUUGGUGUGUUAAGCACACCAGAUGUCAUUGCCAUGGACUGGAAGGGUAGCUUGGUUUUCGUUAUGAUAAAUGCAGAAUAGAAGUAACAGGGCAGAGGACAGGCCCUCGUUUGCAGUCACAUUGUAUUUCCUGCCUUGUAACUAAUGUGUAACUGUGUGAUGAGGGGAAUAAGGGGGUGGGAGUUUGGGUGCCUUUUCAUAGCUAAUCGUGUAUUAUCUCAUAUACAGCAUACCUGCCAAGAGAUAAACCUUGAUCUUACUUAAUGAACUGUGUUGCUUUGACCUCUUUUACUGAAGAUAUGUGUAUGAUUAUUGGCAUUUUAUUUUCAAGAUUGUCUGACCCGAUGACCGGAAAAGAGAUUUUUUUUUAAAAAGGCGGAUUACACAGAACCCCCACCCCACGCUCGUGCCAGCUUCCUGAAGGCGGGGAUGGAGCGCUAAGCUCGCUCCGGGGGGCUGCAGAGCCAGCUCCCUAGCUGUGGAGCAUUUGGAAACGUGGCCAGAAGUGUUGCCCUAGGAGGUGCUGGGUGCUUUUGGAUCCUGGCAGCCUGGAUGUCGUAGUCUGACUGACUGCACCCGCACAGGCUCCCUGGGGGUGAAAUCCACCCUGCUGCCAAGAAGCCAGCACAAGGCCUGCGUACUACUUUUCAGCCCAAAGGCUGAAGCAGGAUCUAAGUGGUACCUAGGCCUUGUGGGCAUAGCAUCCCACUCCAGUCUAGAGCUCCACCCACGUCCCCUUCAGUGAUCUCUGCUGUGUCCAGACCAACACAGACACCAGAACAAGGCUCCCAGGGCGAGAACUACCUUCCCCCAAACACAUGCUCGUGGGUUCCUUCCCCUUUCUCUCUGCCCAGGAGACAAACAGGCAGCCCUGCUGGGAUGUGCAUUGGGCCUGAUUCUCUGCUGCCCUGGCUUCAAAUGGAUGCAAAACACUACUCAGUGAAGCCGGUAACAAUUCGCUCCCACUUCGCAUUGGUGCAAAUCCCUGCAAGGGGCAGGGGUAAUGGGGCCCCUCGGUAUCAUUUACACCAGGGUAGAAUUUAACCCACUCUCUUUAAACUUGUCCACGGCAGCAAGCGGAUGAGCAGGAAUUAGCUGCUGUGUGUGUGUCAGCUUCCCUUUGAAGGGGCUGUCUUUAGCCAAAACCAUUGCCAUUUCCACCAGCCGGGAGGGCGUUUGGAGCAGGGGCAGUAGCUGGAGCGAGGAGCUCUCUUCUCCCCUGCGCUUUGUCAGGGCUGUUUUAAAAGCAUUGCUUAGACACAGGGGGGCUUUUCUGAUUCCCAUUAACACUAAAUGCCCCUUUCCCUUGGAGUCCCGCAGAGCUGGGGGGGGCCCCGUCCUCUCACCCUGCCCUGCCCAGAGGGAUGCUCAGAUCCAGGAACCCCCCGGGUACCUUGUCUCACAGCCACUGCGCUGCUGCUGCUUUUUCUUUCUGUUCUGGGUUUGUCUGAAUAAAAUUCAUCUGUGACUGCG
This is a messenger RNA of Chelonia mydas (Green sea turtle), 10876 nucleotides long. RefSeq names its product periaxin (gene PRX). The transcript has 7 exons. NCBI's taxonomy places the organism in Eukaryota, Metazoa, Chordata, Testudines, Cheloniidae. The record is from RefSeq and is a predicted model, not a curated record. Gene Ontology annotation, cellular component: cytoplasm; nucleus. Gene Ontology annotation, biological process: peripheral nervous system myelin maintenance; regulation of RNA splicing. The coding region runs from base 456 to 7091 and encodes 2211 amino acids. Gene Ontology annotation, molecular function: protein binding.